Pelobates fuscus (common spadefoot toad) is the source of this 3408-nucleotide messenger RNA. RefSeq lists its product as uncharacterized. The coding region runs from base 1 to 3408 and encodes 1135 amino acids. The transcript has 9 exons. Gene Ontology annotation, biological process: G protein-coupled receptor signaling pathway. Gene Ontology annotation, molecular function: G protein-coupled receptor activity. The record is from RefSeq and is a predicted model, not a curated record. Gene Ontology annotation, cellular component: plasma membrane. NCBI's taxonomy places the organism in Eukaryota, Metazoa, Chordata, Amphibia, Anura, Pelobatidae.
AUGUCUCUGAAUCUGAUAUUAUGUAUUUUAAUAGGUUAUUGUUUACUGUUUGCAAGAACAGCUCUUAGAUCCGCAGCUUCUGCUAACUCAUGUAGAGUGUUACUGUGUCUGAUCAUCCUUUAUAUUACUCCUACAAUCAAGACCUCAUCAUCACCAUGCAGCCUACAGCUAGUGCAAUCGUAUGAAGACUAUGAAUAUUUUAAAGAUGGAGACAUUAUCAUUGGAGGAGUGAUAACUGUGGGGGCAUAUGCGGUCGAUUAUACGUUUAAAGAGCAUCCUAUGAUUCUAUGUAUGGGGCAAUCUAUAAUAAAUUAUUAUCACUUGCUCAAUUUUAUGUUUGGCAUUGCAAAGAUUAACUCAAAUCCAUCGAUUUUACCAAAUAUCACACUGGGAUAUCAUUUAUAUGAUUCAUGUACAGAACCAAGGAAAGCUGUGAAAAGUGUUCUACAGGUUCUAUCUGGACCAAGGAGGACUGUUCCUAAUUAUUACUGUAUGAAUGGAAGAAGCAAGCUGGCUGGUAUCGUUGGCGAUUACCAUUCAAUUACAACCAUCCCCAUAGCACAGAUCUUGGGGGUGUUUGGAUAUUCACAGAUCAGUUAUGGAGCUACAGACUACAUGCUAAGUAACAGACUUGUUUAUCCACACUUUUUCCGAAUGGUUCAAAAUGACCAUAUCAUUUAUAAGAUUGUGUCCCAGAUUUUGAAAUACUUUACCUGGACAUGGGUUGGGAUCUUGGUAUCAGAUGACAUUAGUGGAGAAUCAGAGCAAUUGGUUUUAAUGGAUUAUCUAACCAGUAAUGGAAUCUGUGUGGCUUUCGCUGUGAAAUGUGGCAUGGAUACACUCAAGCAACCAGCUGAGGUUAAUAAAAUUAGAAACAUUAUGCAAACAUCAUCUGCACAUAUUAUUGUAAUUUGUGGAUCAUUUAAUCAAGGAAUUUAUUUUUUUCUACAAAAUGAAGCACAUAUUUUCUAUGAUAAGACAUUUAUUCUUCCUCCUUCAUGGACCUCAAGCCCUUACCUAACAUCUUAUAAUGGUGACACAUUAAAUUGCUCAUUAGCUAUAGAGCUUUAUUACAUGACUUUACCAGCAAUCGGUAAUUUCUAUGAUAAAAUAUCUACCUCAUAUCGUCCUAAUGACAAAAUUCUAGAAGAUACCUGGAUAUCAGCCUAUAGCUGUUUGACAGCAAAUUCAUCAAAGAACACAUUGUAUCAAUCUCUAUAUAAUGUAUCUCUUAGAGAUUGUUCUGGAGAACAAGUUACAGAUGAAAUGAAAUUGUAUCUACCUCUUGGGGUUUCUCCUCGUGUGUAUUAUGCAGUGCUUUUCAUGUCUUUUGCCCUACACGAUAUGCACUCAUAUUUGAAUAAACAAUUAAACGGACAAAACAUUAAAAGUUCUAAUUAUAGGAAUGGGCAAGACACAAACCGUGUAACAGCGGCACAGAUCAGUAGCCUCAUGGAGACACAGCGACAGGCUGUUGUGGUCCAACAGGAGACAAACCGCUUAUUGGCCACACAAAUAGACUGCAUUAUGGAAACUCAGCGGGAAGACAGAGACAGACUAACAAGUGCUUUGCAACAAACCAUGCUGCCAAGUGUAACUACCCCUACUACAGAUAGGGGGCGCCGGAUUAGAGUUACUGACUUUUUACAUAAAGUGAGUGAGGUUGAUGACAUGGAGGCUUACCUGACAACCUUUGAAAGGAUUGCUACCCGAGAAGAAUGGCCUCCAGGUCAGUGGGCAGGAUUAUUAGCCCCUUGCCUCAGUGGAGAAUCAGAAAAAGUGUAUGAUGAUUUGCCUCUCAGCCAAGCACAAGACUAUGACCGAUUGAAAGCGGAAAUACUAACACGGCUUGGAGUUACGCCUGCAGUGAGUCUGCCGAUAGCGCUACGGAAAUGGGUCAGUCAAGCGGAUCCAAAGGACCCUGAAGAAAUGAUGAACUUGACAGUGAGAUACCAGUUUGCUAAUGAAACUCAGAGUAAAGAACCUUACCUCAACGCCAAAUUGCAAGACAGAGAGGCCUUGAUGGCCAUGACAGAUAAAGUUCCUCUGACCAAAGUAGACAAAGUACCAGAGGUUAACAUUGCUGACACUCUAGCACCUCAUCAGAGAAAUGAGGUCCGAGAGUUUGUUCUUAGAAAUCGGGAUGUGUUUGCUCCAGUACCCGGAAAAACUCAUGUUAUUAAACAUGACAUAAUUACGGAACCUGGAAAAAGGGUUAACUUAAAACCCUACCGAAUCCCAGAGGCCAGAAAAGAAGCCAUCAAAGCAGAGAUAGGUUUGUACUCGGAUUUGGAAAUGGAUGAUAAAAAACUAGCCAUCUAUCCGAACAAAAUAACGUGGAGAACCAAAGGCAAUGAGGUUCCAAGAUCUCAGUGCUCAGAUAUAUGUUUGCCAGGAUACAGGAAAGUUCAGAGGAGUGGAUUUCAAGCUUGUUGUUAUGACUGUGCCCUAUGUCCAGCUGGAGAAAUAACCAAUACAACUGACAGUGAGAACUGUAUUAAAUGUGCAGACAACGAAUGGCCAAACAACAAGAAGGAUACGUGUGUUCCUAGAGUGGAGGAAUUUCUAUCAUACAGUGAUGAUGUUCUUGCUUCUGUUUUCAUAUUUACCUCAGUUUUACUCUUCAUUAUAACUAUUAUGAUAUUAGUCAUUUUUAUUGUAUACAGAGACACAGCAAUUGUCAAAGCCAACAACAAGAGUCUCAGCUUUGCCCUCCUGGUGUCCAUCAUGCUGAGCUUCCCAUGUGUGAUUUUGUUCCUCGGUCGUCCUGUGGAUAUAACUUGCAUGCUGCGUCAAUCGUCAUUUGCUAUCAUUUUCUCAACAGCGAUCUCUUGUGUUUUGGGGAAGACUGUCAUGAUCUACAUCAUCUUCAAAGCUACUAAACCUGGAAGUACCUGGAAAAAUUGGGUUAAUAGGAAAAUAUCUAAUUUUGUAGUCCUGAUUUUCUCAUCUUUUCAAAUUUUUAUUAAUAUAAUAUGGCUGGCAAAUUCUUCCCCAUUUAAGGAACUGGACACACACUCUUAUCCAGGAAAGAUCAUUGUUCAGUGUAAUGAAGGUUCAGUUAUUGCCUUCUACUCUGUCCUGGGUUAUAUGGGGUUCCUGGCAGCUGUUAGUUUUGUUAUAGCUUUUUUAGCUAGGACGUUACCGGACACUUUUAAUGAAGCCAAGUACAUCACCUUCAGCAUGCUGGUAUUCUGCAGUGUUUGGAUUGCAAUGAUCCCAGGCUAUCUGAGCACCAAAGGGAAAUACAUGGUGGCUGUAGAAAUUUUUGCAUUAUUGACCUCAAGUGCUGGACUUUUAGGCUGUAUUUUUUUUCCUAAAUGCUAUCUAAUUUUACUUAGACCAGAAAUGAAUACAAAAUCCUAUUUGAUUGGGAGUAGAAAUAAAAUAAUAUCCACUGACUUUUAA